Molecule: messenger RNA, 552 nt
Organism: Caenorhabditis sp. 36 PRJEB53466
Lineage: Eukaryota; Metazoa; Nematoda; Chromadorea; Rhabditida; Rhabditidae
Source: the annotation of a GenBank genome assembly
AUGGAGCGCCAGCAGAAGAAACAGACUUUUCAGCAUGACCCUAGAGCUCUCUACCAAGAUCAUUUUGUUUCGGUGCUCUAAAAAUUUGAAACAUAACAUGUAAAAAACGUUUUGCAGGUCCGUCCGGACUGUCUGGUAAUCAAGCAAUAUUUCAUCCCUUCGAUGCUACCCUUUGAAAUUCCAUGGGAUCAAUUGGAAUCUGUAUUUUGUUCUCAAAUUUUUCUCAAUACCCCUUUUUUGUUGCAGCUAGUGUACAAUCCUCAAAUCCAGGAAGACAAGACGAAAGUGCGCGAUAAAGGAAUGGACGAGGAAGGAAGGUGGUGGGCAACUGAUGUGUUGAGGUGAGCAGAUUGUAUUGUUAUGAAAUACGGAAACACUAACACCUUCAGAGCACACGAAAGAGAACUUCGCCUGUACAAUGUGCGAAUUGAAGCGGAUUGUGAGCCGCGCAAGUCGGGAUUCACUGUCAUUCACAUCGAUCAGUUCUUGAAGGCAUGCCGCCCGUUGAUCCCCUACUCUUGCCACCUGUCCGGAUGUGUUUGGUCCGAAUAA